Messenger RNA from Pyrenophora tritici-repentis Pt-1C-BFP, 771 nucleotides. RefSeq names its product esterase. Gene Ontology annotation, molecular function: hydrolase activity. The record is from RefSeq and is a predicted model, not a curated record. NCBI's taxonomy places the organism in Eukaryota, Fungi, Ascomycota, Dothideomycetes, Pleosporales, Pleosporaceae.
AUGCGCACAUCACUUCUUUCGUUCACACCUCUUGCUUUCGCUCUUGCAGUACCCAGUGCCCUACAUAGCCGCGAUACAAAACCCAUAUAUUGGCUGUUAGCAGGUGACUCAACAACAGCGACCAUAGGUGGUUGGGGCGAUGCGUUCCUGUCUACCACCCUCGCAAACGGCGCUUCAGGCCACAACUACGGGCACAGCGGCGCAACAACAAGAUCAUUCCGCGCCGGAGGGGAUUGGGCAAAGGUCACCAGAGACGUCGGGACUUACAAGGAAGACUACAAUGUCUACGUGACGAUUCAGUUUGGCCAUAACGACCAAAAGGCGACUUCUGGUGUGUCCAUAACAGACUAUCGAAACAAUCUGGCAACCUUCGCAUCCGAAGUCAUCCAGUCUGGUGGCACACCCAUCCUGGUCACCCCUUUGACGCGCCGCACCUUCAACACUACCACGGGUCGUGUUAUAGAAAACCUUGCCAACGAAGCGGCCAUCACCAUCGAUGUGGCUAGUUCCAAGAGUCUGCACUAUAUCAACUUGAACAAAGCUUCGACGCAGUACGUGAAUGCGCUCGGACAGAUAGGCGCAGAUAGGUACAACUAUGGUGAUAACGGAACUACUGGGAAGGAUCGAACACAUUUGAACCCGUUGGGCGAGGUGGUGUUUGCUAGGAUAGUGAGUGAUUUGUUGGUAGAAAAGUACGAAGGGGAAUUCAAAGAAUGGACACAGGCAAACGAGACACUGAGUCAAUUGAUCAGGGACGGUCAGCCUGCGUAA